GAAGUGAAUUUCUGUCGUGACGUUGAGCGCGUAAUUCCCUAGACAUUAACAACCAUGGAGACAGAAAAACUUCCCGUUGAAACUAACCCAUCAGUCCAAGAGUCUCCACCAAAACCAAAGAUUGGAACCGGUCUCAAAAGAACGAUCACUGGGUUAUCAAUGUUAGCAGGAUUUGGUCUUGUAGUAUACGGCGGAGUUCCUUUCAUUACAGUCACCGGACUGUUUAUUCAAUUUAAAUGUUUUCAGGAAAUCAUCAAAAUUGCCUACCAAAUCAAAAAAAUUCCCGAUGUUCCGUUUUUUAGGACAAUCAAUUGGUAUUUUGUAAUUACAGCUAAUUAUCUGUUAUUUGGAGAAUUAUUAGCUAAAUAUACUCAAGUAUUUAUUAAGAAGUACUAUCUUCUAAAAGUUCUUGCUAGAUACCAUAGAUUCAUGUCAUUUAUUUGGUACUUUAUUGGUAUAAUUUGGUUUUUAACCAUGUUAAAAAAGAAACUUAUACGCCAACAGUUUAGUUUAUUAUUUUGGACACAUUUCCUUGUUAUGAUGGUUAGUCUGCAGUUGUACUUGACUUACCAAAAUAUGUAUGAAGGUCUGAUUUGGUUAAUCAUUCCAUUGUGGUUAGUUAUACUUAAUGAUGUAUUUGCUUAUGUGUUCGGAAAAUUUUUUGGUAAGACACCUUUAAUAAGUCUUUCCCCCAAUAAAACACUAGAGGGCUUUGUACUUGGAGGUCUUAGCACUUUUAUACUAGGCAGUAUAUUAGCAUGGAUUUUUUGUCACUUUCAAUAUUUAGUUUGUCCAAUAAAAUAUAUAGAGGUUGAUGAUAACAUUGUUGCUUCUACAAAUUGUACCAGAAGUUACGUUUUUGAACCAAUUCCUUAUCAUAUAGGAAAUACAGGCUUUUCAAUAAAUUAUUAUCCCUUCAUCCAGCAUUCCUUAUUUAUGUCGGUAUUUGCUAGUAUUAUAGCUCCUUUCGGAGGAUUCGCAGCCUCUGGUUUCAAAAGAGCUAAUAAAGUCAAGGAUUUCGGUGAUCUCAUUCCAGGCCAUGGGGGCAUUAUGGACAGAUUCGACUGCCAGUUUUUGAUGAUGACUUUUGUCAACGUAUAUAUAAGCUCGUUUAUAAAAACACCAGACGUUGAUUUAGUGUUUCAGCAAAUACUGAAUCUAAACGAAAAUGCACAAUUGGAAUUUUAUAAGUUACUGAAAGAUUCUUUACAUGAAAGACUUUUAGAUAGCUGAUUUGUGAUUAAUAUUAUUUCUAUAUUCUUAGUGAUUGUGAUGUUGUUGUUAAAUUAUAUUUUUUAUAAUAAAAUAUUAUCUUUUAUGUC
Diabrotica balteata is the source of this 1322-nucleotide messenger RNA. Lineage: Eukaryota; Metazoa; Arthropoda; Insecta; Coleoptera; Chrysomelidae. The record is from the annotation of a GenBank genome assembly.